AUGGCCAACCAUUGGCAUCUGUUGGACUGGGAUUGUGUGCAGCCUGAUGCACUCUGCGCAAAAAGUAUUGAAUCCACAGCAGUAGCAGUAUCAGUAGCAGCAGCUGUGCAGCAGUGGGAUUGGCAGCAGCGGCACAGAGCACUAGGGAAAAGCAGGAGCACUUUGGACGUUCGCACCACUCAGAGUCGUCGGGUGCUCUUCCUGGCAGCUCGACAAGCAUCGUCCAUGGUCUCUUUGCAGCCCAUUGUUUUUGCACUGGGCCCUUUUGGUUUCCUUUUCGCCUUGGGUUCAUCAACCCAAAUGCAAACAACGGAUGCAUACCACUGCUUCCGCAUUCUUGUCAAGUUGCAGGCAGGCAUGUCGACUUGGACUCCCAUUGGACUUGGGUGA
Pseudomassariella vexata is the source of this 390-nucleotide messenger RNA. RefSeq lists its product as uncharacterized. The record is from RefSeq and is a predicted model, not a curated record. Bases 1 to 390 code for a protein of 129 amino acids. Lineage: Eukaryota; Fungi; Ascomycota; Sordariomycetes; Amphisphaeriales; Pseudomassariaceae. The transcript has a single exon.